GUUGCCUGGAUACUUACAGAAGCCAGUUGGCUCCACCACGCCUGCUUUCUUCAGCUACUGACUUUUGUUACUGCUUCUGUCGUUUGGAGGGGAGCUCAAGGGCAGGAGGUGUUGCCAUGGAUGACCAACAAUGGGACUUUUGAAGUUUGAGCAGCUACUGAGCUCUGACACUUUUUUGUCAAAUAAUAUUGUGGCCUGUGAGACAUAUUGUAGGCUGACGUGCUGUCUGAAAUUACGACAGUACUUUGACCUCCAAGGAUCAAAAAAAGCAUCGCUCUCAGAUGGAGCUCUAUCAAGCUAAUGUGUGACCAUGGAUUACGAAGAGGUGUGCACACAGCUGGCCCAGAUUUCUGUGCGUCUUCAGGAGGAUGGUGUAUCCGCGGGUGCCACCGCAGAGGAACGCCAGUGCCACUUGUGGCGGAAGCUGCUCCAAUGUGAGGCCCAGUUUAAAACAGCCAAAGAGGAGCUGCAGGUCAUACGCACUCAGCAGACAAGCGAGAUGAAGGAGGUGGAGAGCUAUGUUGCGCACAUCCGUGAGCUUCUGGAGGAGCGAGAGUGUCUGACUGCAGAUUACGAGAGAGACAAUGAACAGCUCCGCCUGGAACUCCACCAGCUUAGACAACAGCAAGAGAGCCAGAGCAAGGAGAUGGAAGAGCUUUUGGCCCAGGAGGACUUGGGAGAGAUGGGCUUGAGCAGCCCCAGUGAGCAGGUGGCUUAUUUACUGGUGGAACGGGCCACUCUGCUGGAAAGACUGGAAGCUGCUGAGCGGAGGCUGGACAGUCGGAGUCUAACCGACAACUUAACAGAGAUCCACCUCCAGGAGGAACUGGAACACAUCCGUCGGACAAUGGGGGAGGAACUGCGUCACAAGAGGGAAGAUAUACAGAAGACGACUGAUGAUAUAAACAAGAGUUCAUCCCAGAGUGCGUGGAAGAAGCUGUUUGGGCUGCACAGGUCUGCUCAGAGCAAACACAGUGUCACUCCUGCCCACACUGAGAUUUCCCGGGAGAGGAUCGAGCAGCAGCGGCUGGAGCGAGACCUGGAGGAAGCAUCAAGGAGGCUGGGGAUGGCGCAUCAGGACAUCCGCAGACUCACCAAUGAACUGGAUGCUGCCAGACGCAACAACCUGGAACGGAGCGGAUCUGACCUUCAAGGGACGUUCCAAGAAGUAGAGAACUUGAGAGAAGAAGUGGACAAACUAAAACACUGUGACAUGAUGAAGCUUCAGAGAGCUAAAGAGGAGAAUGAGAUAUUACAUGCUGAAAACAGAGUUCUGAGGGACAGAGUGCGCACUUUGGAGUGUGAGAAGAAAAGUGUUCUGGAGUCAGCAAAGAAAGAUUCCGUCCAAGAUCCUUCAGGCAAAGAUGAUCAAAAGAACAGUGGGAGUGACCGGGCAAACAAUGUGUCUGAUUUGUCAUCUGAAGAAAAGGAUCAAAUCCAUAAACGGUGUCGCGAGGCAAUGGAAGACGGCCUUGUACAGGUGAAGGAGCUGCAAAGGCAACUCCAGAGACAGCGUAAGGAAAAGGAGGAGCUGGAGGAGCGUAACGAGGAGCUGGAGGCUCUGCUUGGGGAGACCCAGAAUGCCAGCAAGGAGGAGAGGCAUCGCCAUGAGGGGGAACUGGAGGGACUGCACAGGAGGAUCAAAAACCUGGAGGGGGAGCUGAAGAAACAUGAUAUACAGGGUAAACUACUGAAGAAUGGAGAAGAGGUGAAAACAACUGAAUCAUACCUGCAGCUGCACCUAAGGGACAGUAGUCAGGAGAGACUGGCUCUGUUAGAGGCUCGUCUGACUGAGGAGAAGGACUGGAGAAAACAGCUGGAGGUCGACCUUGGUGCUGCUCAGACUGCUUUAAAAAAAGACAAAGAGGCUUUGCAGAUAGGCGAGAGAGAGUUGAAGAAACUGAGACUUGAGGUUAAAAGUCUUCAAACAGAAUGCCAACAAGGAAAAACGCUCAUCAAGAGCCUGACCCAGGUCAAGGGGGAAAAGGCUGUUCUGGAGGAAAAGAUGGCCCAGUUGGAGCGCGCCCACAGUCGUCUGCAGACUGAACUGGAACAUUACAAGAACGCUGAUCAAACCCAUGAUGAUCUGAAGGAAAACAAGUUGCAGGUAAACCAGCUGCAGGAACAAGUGGACCAGCUGACUGCUGAACUGACUGCCCUCCAGGCGGCGCACAGCACACUGAGGGAAGAGAUGGCUGCAGAGCGACAGCAGAGCGUCGAGCUCCAGGCCAAGCUCAGCUCAAGUGUUCAGGCGAAGCUGGCGGCUGAGGGAGAGAGAGAGAGACUGAGUUUGGAGGUGCAGCACCUCCGUCAGCAGCUCCUGUUGCAGCAGGAGCAGAACACCGCUACAAAACAAGCACUUGAUAGGAGCCACAGCUUGGACCUUCAGAAAGCUCAGUCACAAUCCACGCUUGGCGCAGUAGGCCAGACAAGCGAUGAAAGCUUGGAUCAGCUUUCAUGUGUGAAGCAGGAGCUGAGCCACCUUCAGAUGACGCUGGAGGAGCGACAGCUGGCGUCUCAGCACCAGCUCGCUCUGCAGGCACAGGUCAAUGAAGCCCAGGCACGCAUCAAGUUGCAGGAUUCGGUGCUGAGUCAGAAGGCAGAGGAAGCCAAACAGCUGAAGCAGGACGUGCAGAGGGCACAGAGCCUGUUCACCUCGGCUGAGAGAGAGCUGCGCUACGAGAAGGAGAAGAACACGGACCUGAAGAGACACAACACGCUGCUGGAACAGGAGAAACUGAAGCUGUCUGCAGAGCUGAAGCAGGUGCAGACGAAGCUGGCCCAAGCGGAGCAGCGUGUUCAGACUCAGGUGGCUGAUAUUGAACGCCAACAACACAGGAUCAGGGAUCUGGAGCUGGAACUGGUGCGCAGCUCCACAACCCGCAGCUCCACCACCAGUCUGCAGGAGGAGCUGCAGGCUGAGAGGGCUCGACUCAUAGCUGCUGACAAGAAGGUUUUGGAGCUCCAGCAGCAGCUGAAGAGCACCCAGCAUCAGCUGCGAGUGGAGGAGGCUCGAGCUGAGGAGAGCAGCCGCCUGGAGAGAGACAGCAGGGACCUAUCUGACACCCUGUCAGCCCUGAGAGCCCAGCAACAGGAGGAGCACAUUGCUAGGAAGCUGCUGGAGCAGCGGGAAGAGGAGCUCCAGCAGCAAGUACGCUCCUUCAGGCUGAAGGAGGUCUCCUUGACCAGGACAAACUCUGAGCUCAGUCACCGUGUCCAGCAGCUGGACACACGUCUGACCAUGCAGGAGGCUGAGCUCAGCAAGGCCAGAGAGCAGGGCAGAGAGAGCCAGACGUUGAGCCAGUGGCUGCAGGAGGAGCUGUCAGCCAGUCAGCAGGAGUCCAGCGGACUACAGGAGGAGCUGCAGCAGGUUCUCCUCCAACUGGACACGCACAUCAGGAAAUACAACGAGAAGCAGAAUCAGCACAAGUCGAAGCUGCGUCAGGCCAAGCAGGUCUUUCUGAAGGCCAUGGCACAGCGGGACCGCACCAUCCAGAAACUGGAGAAUGAUCUGGUACUGACCUCCAGCCUCGCACAGAAGGAGAAGGAGUGGAUCCAUACAGUUACAGAGGAGAAUGAGAAGCUUCUGGAAGAGAGGAGGGAGCUGUUACAUAAGAUAAGUGAGGCUGAAGAAAUGGGCAGCAGUGGCAUGAGGACUGCCUCCGCCGUCCAACACAGGGUCAGCGUCUUAGAAAUGGAGAACAGACAGCUGCAGGAGCGUACCCUGAAGCUCUCCAAUCAGGUCAGCUCACUAGAGCGUGCCCUGAGGAACGCCCAGUCAUUAUAUGGCCAAGAGAAUGCCAAAAUGGCGGUUCCCUCUGCAAGCCUGUGUGAUGGCGUCCUGCAUGCGUCCUCGCUAAGUCUCACGUUAGGAUCCUGUGAUGCGCUGGACAUCCUGGAUGCCAUCUACCAUGUGAAGGCAGAAGAUUCCACGACGGCGGAGAGCGUCCGAGCGUCUAUUGCCACACCUCCCCCUCAGCCAUUAGAGCAGGGCUACCUGAACCUAACCUCCCCUGCGGUUCCUCCAGGUACCAGACGCACAGAGGAGAGUAUGGGUAAUGGUGACGAGGUAUGAGAGGAGCUUAAUUAGUGUGAGGAGGACAACUGCAAAGUGAACCAAACGAAUUCAGUCAGCACUCUCAUGUUUGACAAAAAAUCAUAACAAAGGAGUUGUCUUCAACAGACACUCGAGGUUACAUUUGGAAGUGCAACUCGUGCACAGAUGCUCCAAUUCACCAAGUAACUAAUUUGAAUGAGCACGCUGCAACCAAUCAGAAUGCGUGUGGGUAGAGAAUCUCUUUGAUGGACGUAGUCAUUAGUUUGUUUGUUGGAGAAACAGAUAAUUACUUCAGAACUUAAUGUGUUCUGAUUCUCAGUGAACAAGGCCGAACCUGAAAUACGAGAAUCCACAAAAUUAUCAAGAUAAAGGCACAGAGCCAGAAAAUUAUCCAAAAAUAUUUUUUACACUAGAACAUGGUGUAUUGUAGGUAUGUACUCAAAUAAGUGCCCUUCUACUUUUUUUUUUUCUUUUUUAAUAGUACAUCUUCAGCAUUGUACUCUUAGAGUACUAGAAAUGUCAAAGAUAUUGCAGGAGGGACAACUUAAUGAGACCAGUUUAAAAGAAGCACUUUAUAAAUAUUUUACAACCCCUGGCAAAAAUUAUGGAAUCACUGGCCUCGGAGGAUGUUCAUUCAGUUGUUUAAUUUUGUAGAAAAAAGCAGAUCACA
Molecule: messenger RNA, 4727 nt
Organism: Thalassophryne amazonica
Lineage: Eukaryota; Metazoa; Chordata; Actinopteri; Batrachoidiformes; Batrachoididae
Gene: ccdc30
Product: coiled-coil domain containing 30
Exons: 28
Coding region: 311-4075 (1254 amino acids)
Source: RefSeq, a predicted model, not a curated record